Molecule: messenger RNA, 879 nt
Organism: Hydra vulgaris (swiftwater hydra)
Lineage: Eukaryota; Metazoa; Cnidaria; Hydrozoa; Anthoathecata; Hydridae
Source: RefSeq, a predicted model, not a curated record
AGUAGGAGAACAACGAAAAUUGAAGUAAUUUUGUGUAUUGUAUAUGAGUUCAUGUAAUAAUACAAAGAUUACAUUAAAUGGACAACAUAUAUCAGGGUUAUAUGUUUUGAUUUCUUUAGCAAUUCAUUGAACAUUUGGAAGCAAUGGUUUCCACAGGUUUUAGUCAAAAAAAAGAAGAUUUAAAUUUAGAUGUUGCGCAAAAUCUAAUAAAUUUCAUGACAGAGGCGACAAGCAAAAUAAAACAUAUACUAAAUGAAUGUCCGCAUUAUACUAACGGAAAACAACCUAAUGGAUCACUAUCUUGCAAAUUUAACACAACUAAUCUUGAUGACCCAUCUAUAAUAGAAAAUAAAUGUUUGUCUUCUAAAAAUAGAAAACGAAAUAUAUCCUGCUUCACCUCCUUAGACAGCGUGAAGAAGACUCGUUAUAUCGUUCCCCUCAAAAGAGCGAACUUGUUUAAAAAUGAAAUUAAAAUGAAGAAACUAAAAGUAGAGUAUUGCGCAACUUCUUGCAAUUCCUCGCAAUUACACGCAGUUCAUUCAAAAAAUGUAUUCUCGCAAUACUUUAAAAAGUUGAAAAAAGAUUUUUCAAAUUCUUCUUUGUAUGAACAACCAAAAUCUGUAAAAGCUGCCGAUUCGAGUUCCAAUACUAAAUUACAGAACUAUGAACAUUCUACUAAAUUACAGAAUUAUGAAAUACUAAACGAAAAUACUUUCUUUGCAAGUAAAUCGAAAACAUUGCCUUAUUUUCCUCAGGAGUUAAAAUCAAAUGAAAUAAAUUUUGAUGAAAUAACCGACUCUAUUUUAUUGACUGAUAUUAUACCACAAAAUGAACUUCAAAAAUAUUUAUUUUAAAUUAAAAAAAAAUAUUUUUAUUGAG